AUGGAUCAAGAUUUAAUUGAAUGGGGUUGUUGUUCUUUAGGGUUUGAAGAUAAUAUUUAUAAGCUUUGCAACACUUGUAACAAGGCAUAUCAUCUUAAAUGUCUAAACAAUGAUGUCGACAAUUUGAAAGCGAUAAAGCAUGCUACUGACUGGAUCGGUCCAUGUUGCAUUAGACCUCUCCACGCGACUGGCAAUAAGGAUAACACACCAGUAAAAUGUGACCCUAAUAUUACAGUACGAGCCUCCAAAAGACAGGCAUUGUCAUCCCCCCCGGAAAUUGAAAUUGAAGGCCCUGUAACACGUACAGAGGUGCGUAACAUUAUGGAGGAAAUUAUUCAAAAGCAUAUAUCAGACCUUAUGGUUCAGAUGACCAAAAACGGGUUAUUUUGUUUAAUUAAAGGCACUAUAAAAUCAUCAUCGUCUGGUACGAUAAUAAUGUUCUCCAAUCCGAAACGUAAGAAAAAAGAGUUGCCGGGAGAAGAAGUCUUUGAAGAAACGACUGAGGAGGAAGAAGCUGGCACUAGUACUAUGGAAGUAUCUGAGAAAGAGCAGCGCAAGUAUAAGUAUUAG
This is a messenger RNA of Parnassius apollo (apollo), 570 nucleotides long. NCBI's taxonomy places the organism in Eukaryota, Metazoa, Arthropoda, Insecta, Lepidoptera, Papilionidae. The record is from the annotation of a GenBank genome assembly.